CACAUAUUUUGAUGACGUAGUUCACAACCUCACGUUACAAAACUUUCAGAAAGUCGAAGGCAGAUGAAUAUUCUUGUCAUACCACACACAGAUAUUGCUUGAGAUCCUAGAUUGAGACAGAGGUACACAAUGCAUCCUGACUUAUCUCCACAUCUUCACAGUGAGGCAUGUAAUGUCAUCAUAGCUGAUUUACACAGGUGCCAUAAAGAGAAUCCAUUUAAGAAAUUCCUAGGUCAAUGCAACCAAAUAGAUAGAGAUCUCCAACGCUGUUUACAAACUGAGUAUCUUAGGAAGAAAAAAGCAAACACUGACCAUGCGGCAAAGAUGCGCCAAAGAAUUAAAGAAACACAGGGAAAAUCUGAAUUUCAAGUAUAACGACACAAACCUUUAGUCAAUUACAUGCAUCUUGAAUUUAUUUAUUAUGGAACAUAGAAAAGUGAAAUACGGUCGUACAUGGUGGAAGAGACAACGUAAGAAAAAUCAAACGCCAAGCAGACCAAAAUCUUGUGAUAAUGAUCAAGAUAUGAUUGUAUUAAGACAAUGGAUGCAUAAAGAUGGAUAUACAGGAUGUAGUCUCAAACCAGCCGUUUUCCCCGACACUGGACGAGGGUUGAUGACAACAAGGAAUAUUUCACCUGGAAACAUUCUCAUAAGUAUCCCAGAAGCAUUAUUGAUUACUACAGAUACAGUGCUGGAUAGUGAUUUAGGGCAAAUGAUCGCAAAUUCUAAGAUGAAGCUGAAACCAAUCCAGGUGUUAGUGCUAUUUCUGGUUGUUGAACGCUACAAAGGAAGUGCUUCACAGUGGCAACAUUACGUCGAUGUUCUACCAAAGGAGUAUACAACACCACUUUAUUUUAACCAUGAUGAAAUAAACAGCCUUAAUGACCCCAUAAAACAUCAAGCAACGGAAUUAAUUGAUAAUGUAGCUGAGUUAUUCAAAUCUACGCAAUACUCAAUCAAACACCUGGAUUAUAAGAUUGGGACUGUUUCCCUUGAUGAUAUCCUUACCUAUGACAUAUUCAAAUGGGCGUGGUGUGCUGUAAACACGCGCAGUGUUUAUAUCGAUCACAUCAAUUCUGAUUGGCUGGAUACAACCACGGAGAAAAAUCACUUCGCCCUUGCACCAUAUCUGGAUUUAAUCAACCACACUAACUCUGCUAAAGUUGAAGCAGGUUUCAACUUUGAAAAUCGGUGCUAUGACAUCAAAACAUUGGAUACUUAUAAAAAAUACGACCAAGUUUUCAUUUGUUAUAACCAGCAUUCAAAUGUUAAACUGUUCCUUGAAUAUGGGUUUAUAUUACCUGACAAUGAUUGCAGUAUUGUAUCAGUCACCCCUAGUGAUAUAUACACUAUAUGUAAGAAACUCAGUCACCUUGGAAACAUCAAAGAAAAGUUGAAGUUUCUAAAUCAAAAGGAAUUACUUGUUAACCUUGAAGUGAGUUUAAAUGGCGCUUCGUGGAAUUUGAAAACAUGUGUACUCAUUUUGAGUGCAAACACUGAGAAAAAUGAGUAUAGUUUCAUGAAAUGUGUGUACGAUUCAUCUGAUUCUUGUUACACUACAUGUAAGAUGCUGAUGAAAACUCUGCUAGAAAAUAAGAUAGAAAGUGCAGGGAACCAUGAUAGUUGUAGAAAAGGUUUUGAAUCUAGUGAGGCCCCCUUGCCAUAUAAGGCUGUCAUUAUUGACACUUUAAACGGGGAGAGGGAGAGGAUUUUGAGGUCGAAUAUUAAAAUGCUGUUAACCAAUAAAGAAUAUUUUCUAAGAGAUUAAUAAAGAGUAAUUAAA
Owenia fusiformis is the source of this 1783-nucleotide messenger RNA. The record is from the annotation of a GenBank genome assembly. Lineage: Eukaryota; Metazoa; Annelida; Polychaeta; Sabellida; Oweniidae.